This is a messenger RNA of Polyodon spathula (Mississippi paddlefish), 1113 nucleotides long. RefSeq names its product ribosome-recycling factor, mitochondrial-like. NCBI's taxonomy places the organism in Eukaryota, Metazoa, Chordata, Actinopteri, Acipenseriformes, Polyodontidae. The transcript is spliced from 7 exons. Bases 87 to 893 code for a protein of 268 amino acids. The record is from RefSeq and is a predicted model, not a curated record. Gene Ontology annotation, cellular component: mitochondrion. Gene Ontology annotation, molecular function: ribosomal large subunit binding. Gene Ontology annotation, biological process: translation.
GUUCCACACGCUUCAGUGCAUCUUCGGACAUGCUGUCUGGACUGGCUGUGUAGCUCCUCCUAUCCGUUGUGAGGCGCCUCGCGGCAAUGGCACUGAGUCGACUGGGCCAUCUGCGGCCUGCCUUGAGCCGAUCCCUGCCAGCUCUCUUGAGGACGCCCCUGGAGAUCACUGUGAGCCGACCAGGCCUCUGUCAGAAAGGCUGUGGGCAGUGUGGGGCCCUGCCACUGAGCCAGAGCCGGCAUUUAGCUACCAAGAAAAACAAAGCUAAAGGAAAAGGACAGCCACAGGCUAGAUUGAGCAUCAAUUCUGCACUAGUGGAAGAUAUCAUUAACCUGGAGGAGGUGAAGGAAGAGAUGAACGCCGUGAUUGAAAACCUCAAGGAAGAUUACAGCAGGAAUCUAAGCAUCCGAACCUCACCGGGUGCUUUAGACCACAUUACUGUGACAACAAAGGAUGGAAAGUUCCCACUAAACCAGCUCGCUCAGAUUUCUAUGAAGUCUCCACAGCUCAUCCUAGUUAAUCUGACUAGCUUCCCUGAGGCUACAGCAGCCGCCACUAAGGCCAUCAGGGAGAGCGGAAUGAACCUGAACCCCGAGGUGGAUGGAGCUCUGGUCAGGGUGCCAAUUCCUAAAGUUACAAGAGAACACAGGGAAAAGCUUGCCAAGCUUGCCAAACAGUUCACAAACAAGGCUAAGGAAUCCCUAAGAAAAGUGCGAACAAACGCUGUGAACCAGGCCAAGAGAUCGAAGGACACCGUUUCUGAAGACACCAUCAAGCUAAUAGAGAAGCAGGUAAAGGACGGUGCAUGGUUCAUGAUCCAGCAAAUGGUGGAUGGUGUUGCUGCCGACAUGGACAAGCAGCUGACCACAAAAACCAAGGAGCUGCUGGGAUGAGAGGAGCGGGGGUGGGAGUGACAUUCUCUCUGCUUAUUUCCAGUGCCUGUCCAUGGACAAAUACAGCCGCGUGAGCUGGACUCAAAUAAAAAGAAAAAAAUAAGUCUGUGCUUGUCAAUGAUUGUGUGUCUCUUGAAACAUGCUGUUUGAGCAAGGGCCAUGAAGUGAUUAUGGUGUAUUUAUGUAAUUCACUCAUGCAUAAACAAAGCUUGGCAUAUAA